This is a messenger RNA of Striga asiatica, 995 nucleotides long. Lineage: Eukaryota; Viridiplantae; Streptophyta; Magnoliopsida; Lamiales; Orobanchaceae. The record is from the annotation of a GenBank genome assembly.
AAUGAAGCCCUAAGUUUUAAUUUGAGACAACUCUUAUAACAUUGUUUUUUUUAAUUUUCUUCUCAGUUACAUUCGAAACAUUUCGAGGACAACAUCCCUUAAAUUGCUCUCAAGUUAAAAACCCUUUCUUAAUUUUCUUCUUAGUUUCAUCAUCGUCGGCCAUGGCUGACCCGUUUAGAUCGAGAGAAGGAUUAAGCACGAGGUCGGCAGCGUAUGGUGGCAGCUCGGACGAGGUUCAGGUGCGGAUCGAUCCGGAUUUCGAUGAGGAGGUCACCGGUCUUCGAAAGCACGUCCGACGGCUACGUGAUGUAGCUCAAGAAAUUGAGACAGAAGCAAAGUCUCAAAAUGAUUUCCUCAAUCAGCUGCAAAUGACGUUGAUCAAAGCUCAGGCAGGAGUGAAAAACAACAUGAGGAGACUGAAUAAGAGCAUCAUCUGGGAAGGCUCUAGCCAUGUCAUGCACAUUGUUCUUUUCGCGCUGCUGUUGUUCUUUGUCGUUUACUUGUGGUCCAAAUUUUCCAAAUGAUUAGAGGUUAUAGGCCAUGUUUUGUUGUGCUUCAACACUACUAAUAUGUUGAGUUACAAAGCCGUAAAUUGUCAGGUAAUGAAAGUCCUCAUCUGAUGCUUGUAAAUAACUUCCUUCUUGGCGAAGUAGAAACUGCUUUAAAGUUCGACCUUCUUUUCACCUUGUUACUAUAAAUUAGGAUGGUUAAAGAUUGUGCAUUUUACAUAUACCUAGAUAUUUUUUACCCGAAAUUCCGUGGCAAGGUUUGCGUAGAUUCUACUGCUUGGAUACUGGUUUUAGUUUUAGCGCAUUUUUCUUGAAGGUCUUGCUUGCGCCAUCUAUAGUUGUGUGUAUCGACUUUAUUCAUUUGAUAUUUCCAUUACUAAGAUCAACAGAGAUCAGAGAUUUAUAACCGAAGUACUGUGUAUAGAAUAUGUUCAUGGUUGUUGGGAAUGAAUAUGCUGUAAAGUUUAUGUGUGAUCAGAUUUUUCG